Molecule: messenger RNA, 1311 nt
Organism: Closterium sp. NIES-65
Lineage: Eukaryota; Viridiplantae; Streptophyta; Zygnematophyceae; Desmidiales; Closteriaceae
Source: the annotation of a GenBank genome assembly
AUGGCUACCCCUAGUGUCCUAGCUUUUGACGCUGAGGGUCGCGCCAUUGACUUUGAGGUCUGGGUCGACGACCUGCAGUUGUUUUUACAGUGCGAUAGGGCAGACGGCCUCUCUCUCUUUGACCUCACUUCUGGCGCCUCUCCUGCCCCUGCUGCUGAUGCUGAUCCCACUGUGCGCUCUCAGUGGGCCACCCGCGAUGCUGCUGCACGUCUUGCUGUGCGUCGCCACCUCCCUACCUCUGAGCGCGCGCACUUUAGUCAGUACAAGAGUGCUCAGACCUUGUACGACGCUGUAGUUGCGCGCUACUCCUCCCCUGCCACUGCUGCACUGAGCCGUCUCAUGCUUCCCUACCUCUUUCCUGACCUCUCUGCCUUUCCCACUGUCGCUGAUCUCAUUAUGCACCUCCGCACUAGUGACACUCGCUACCGCGCCGCCCUUCCUGCUGAGUUCUGCGCUAAGAACCCCCCCCCCAUGGGUGCUCUCCUUCCCCCCUUGCUGCCCUCUGUUGCCUCUGCUGCUGCUGCCGACCUGCUUGGUCUCGAGUCGGUUGGCGCGGCGUUUGCCCCUAGUGGGAGACGCCGCUCUGGCAAGGGCAAGGGGAGCAAGGGCGCUGGUGGAGCUGGAGGAGGCGGUGGAGGUGGCAGUGGAGGCAGCGGAGGGAGUGGGGGUGGCGGCGGGAGUUGUGGAGGGGGUGGUGGUGGUAGUGGUGGCAGCGGCGGAGGAGGCGGCGGUGGUGGCGGCGGCGGUGGUGGUAGCGGCAGUGGUGGCGGUGACGGUGGGGGAGGCGGCGGCGGAGGAGGCGGUGGUGGCGGAGGAGGUGGAGCUGGUCGAGGCGGUACCCAGCAGCGGAGCGGCGGUGGUGGUGGUCAGCGCUCGCAGCAUCAGCAGCAGCAGCGUUCGCGUGACGUCCCUCUGCCCCAGCAGCUCCGUGAGUGGUACACUCGGCGUCAGAGGGGUGGGGGUACUGGUCCUUGCACCUACGUCCUUCGUUCCGGCGACCGCGCGGGUGAGCAGUGUGGGGGUGCCCACCCCACCCAUCGCUGCUUUGGCCGCCUGACGGACGCUUGGCGUCAGCAGUUCCCCGGGGCUAGUGAGAUCCCUCGCUGGGAUGAGCUUCUUCGGGCUGGUGUAGCGAUCUUUGAUCUUGAUUUUGAUGCUAUCCUUGCUGCUAUGUAUGCUGUGACUAUUAGUGAGGAGGGUGACUGUUACCGGUGUUUCUCGCCCGACCCGGGCAUUGGUACUGCUGCGCUAGGUGCUUGUGAGGCUGCUGCUCUAGGUGCCAGUGCGUCUGCGCUCUCAGGUGCUGGUUAG